Nymphaea colorata (pocket water lily) is the source of this 2714-nucleotide messenger RNA. RefSeq names its product cysteine-rich repeat secretory protein 55-like. Lineage: Eukaryota; Viridiplantae; Streptophyta; Magnoliopsida; Nymphaeales; Nymphaeaceae. The transcript is spliced from 4 exons. Bases 1792 to 2583 code for a protein of 263 amino acids. The record is from RefSeq and is a predicted model, not a curated record.
UCUCUCUCUCUCUCUUUGUUGUGUUGUUUCUGUAUCAGCAGGUGGCGGCCGAUCGGAAGAAAUUGCCAGCAAAAGAGAGUUGUUGCAGAAGAGCUCGCCAGAAUACCAACCAUGGCGACUGCUCCGGGCUGUGUCGGAAUCCCAACGUCACUGUUAGUGAACACAAGCGCACGCAGAGACGGCGGGCGAGCGAGAGAGAGAGAGAGACUGAUUUACCCUUUAGCGGCGGAUAUUCUGUUUCGGGGCAGUCAGUGGCGGUGGCGGAGCAGGAAGAACGCUCUUUCUUCUCCUGACUGACGGGGACGUCUGGCGUCGGCUCUCACAACAACGUGUGGCUAGAAGGAAUGAGCUGCUAUUGGUGCCGAUUUUGCUUUUAGCAUUUAAUUACCGAUAGAUUGACAGGAAGAACUCUUGAGAUCUCUCUUUUCAGAGCAUGUGAAUAUCAUACGCAAUUGAUUUUUGCAGACGAUUUGGCAGCCUCUCUCUCUCAAUGGCAAUUGGCCGUAAACUUUGAACAGCUUUAGCGAAACAGUGUUCUGUUUGUCCUCUUCGGUCUCGUCUGCACCUAACCUUUCCUUUUCCUUGGAAAAGUUCUUCCACCCACCAAACAGAGGACCCCUUUACUUCCUAUCUUUAUUGCUUCUUGACUUUUCCUUAGCUAUUACUGCAACGCCGUCCCCGUUCAGCUUUCAGAGUAGGUGAGUGACCAAGCAGGACCGACGAAGGUUCCAAAGCAAUGGAAAGGAAGACACCAAGAUUAUUACCAUCAUCUGGUUCAUCUCUCACCCUCCAAGCUAUUGAUGGCGAUGCUUAUGCUUUUUCUUUUUCUCUGGAAUGUAUAUAUGCCCUUAUACAUUCAUCUCUCCAUAUCUUACAUAACACCAAUCAUGUAGGAACAUCUUACAAGCCUCUCCACAGAUUUCACGGGCUCCACAAGUAGCAUUAUUGCGUUGUAAUUAGUGGAGGAGCAGGAUGAAGAGAAGCUAUAAGGAAUCUUAUUUAGGUUAUUUUGUUUAUGACACUAUCCGGUCAGUCUGAAUGAGCAUGAAUCCCCACGUGAUUUGCCAGAACUAGCUAAAAGAAAAGACAUUUGAUAGAACUGAAGUUUAAGGUAAAUCAUUUCCAGAAAUGAUUUGAGAGGGUGAAAGACCAGUGUUUGACAUGAAUGGGAGGGGACCCCUAAUACCCAUUAUAAUUAGGAGGGUCCACAAUUUCGCUUUCUAACUUGAUCGGUACUUGACCAAAGUGGGUUAACUUGGUUCGGAAAAUUAAGGGAAUUUGGGAAACGAGAUGGGUGGGCAUAGCUCAAUUGGGCUCAGCAGCCCCAGGUCAGACCGGCAAGUUGCCGCUAAGUCCUACUAGACGGGGAUGUCAAUCCUGCCAUACAGAACCCGUCCAUUGUCAGGAUUCGAUGUGGAUAGAAAUUGUAAGGUGGAGACAGGGGUUGGGAUCAGAGACAGCUUCUACGAUGACAAAGGACAAGUCUGUGUGCAAGGUGUCAGGCUCUAGUAAAUUGAUCGUAGAGCACUUUCUGAUCCUCCUUCAAUGAGCUUCCGAUCCUGCAGGAACAAGAGCUGAUCAAACCACACAGGGGUACCAUCACGCAUACCAUCAAGGCAUCAACAGUACAGCAGUUUCUCCAUGUUACUCAAUACAGAUCUUCACCAAACAGACAUCCAAGCUGCAACUGUUUGUUGAAAUUGAUGGACCAGCUUGAGGAGGCAUCAAGACAAAGAUGAACUUAUCUCGUCCCAACCCAUUUCAUUAGACAUCAAUAACUCCUCCCGAAGAAUGGGUGAUACAACUCGGCUUCUUUUCUUGGUCCUUCAUUUGCUGUGUAUCGUCAAGGUCCAGGCUUCUUACUACAAGUCCUGCCCUGACUCUCCAAACUAUACACCACCAACCGAGGCAUUCCAGCAGAACUUGAAACGCCUCUUGGACUCUCUGUCAUCCAAGGCUUCUGCCCCAGGCUACUACACAUCCAUCGGGGCAAACGCCACGGACCGAGUUUACGGAUUGGUCUCGUGCCGCGAAGACGUCGACCGUGAAGUUUGCCGGACGUGUGUGACUGACGUUAUCGCGCAGGUCGUCCAACUGUGCCCCAACAAGAAGGAGGCCUUCAUCAGUUUCCAGUACUGCUUGUUAUACUACUCCGGCACCAAUUUCUUUGGAACCUUGUCGACGAACUUUGUCUCGGUAGCGACCAAUCAGAGGGACAUGCCGGCCGAUCCCCAGCAGUUCAUGCCACAAAUGACAUCUUUCUUCAACAAGCUAAUCGCCGAGGCGACCACCAACCAGCCGGCCCGCCUGUUUGCCGCCGGCAACUUCCAGUACACCGAUCAGGUGACCGUGUACGCUGUAGUGCAGUGCAGCGCUGACUUGACAGCACAGGAUUGCAGCUCGUGUUUAAUCCAAGCCGUCGCUAAAAUUCAAGCGUGUUGUGCAAACAAGCAAGGCGCUAGGAUUCUGUCUCGACCAUGUUAUAUCAACGUCGACCAGCGCGGACCGCAGCACCUUCAAGGGAAACCUAAAGGUUCUGCUCCUCUCCAUGAUAGAGCUUGCCCCUUUAACGGGCUUCUUUGAUCACGACAUCGGCCUGGGUCCUGAACAAGUCUACGGACAGGUACUCUGCCGAGGCGACGUCUCGGUCAGCCAAUGCUGGAAUUGCACGUCCCAAGCCUCCGCCAAAAUCCUUCAACUCUGCCCCGACAGUA